AUGCUCUCGAUAGAAGAAGAUAUUGAUCUUAAAUUACAUCGCUUGUGGGAAAUCGAUGAAGUUCAAUCUGGCUCAAAUGAUUUGACACCAGAACAAUCUGAAUGUGAAACAUUUUUCAAUGAUACUGUUCAUCGUGAAUCUUCUGGUAGGAUUGUUGUUAAAUUGCCCUUCAAGGAAUCUCCUGACGCUUUAGGUCUUUCUCGAAAUAUGGCUCUUAAAAGAUUUGUAUCUCAAGAGAGACGAUUUGCUCGUGACAGCAAUCUUAAAUCACAAUAUGUUGCUUUUAUGAAGGAGUAUGAAGAUUUUGGACAUAUGAGUCUACAACAUUCAUCUACUUUGUCAGUUUUUGUUGGCAAUAGGGUAUCAGAAAUUCAAGAUCUAACUAAUGGCUGCGUUUGGCGACAUGUCCCAACCCAGUUCAACCCUGCUGACAUCGUUUCUCGUGGUUCAACUGUGCAGGAACUCGCCUCAUCCAUCUGGUUCAACGGACCAGCAUUUCUCGCUCUCGAUCCUGUUCAGUGGCUCCCUACUAAAACUGAUAAACUCUCCGAAGAAAAUCAGCAAGUAUUCGACAAAGAAAAACGGAAAACCGUACUUCAUCUUGAAACAAAAUCUAACUACAUCCUCGAUUCUUAUGGAAAAUAUAGCUCGUACUUAAAAAUCAUUCGUAUUAUUGCCUGGAUGUUUCGUUUUGCUCAAAAAACAAAAACUAAUAUUUCCAAUUCUGACUCUUUGCAGCCCCAAGAAAUAGAAAAUGCUAAACUUUGUAUCGUUUUCAACAUCCAGAAACUACAUUUUCAAGAUGACAUAACUCGAGCUCUAAAGAAGAAAGAUCCCCAAGGUGCUCUAAAGUGUCUGAACCCCUUCCUAGAUUCGUCAAAUGGUUUCAACUUGCUCAAGGUCGGCGGACGCUUGGAGUACGCGGCAAUUUCUGAAGGCCAAAAACACCCCACAAUCUUGCCCAGCAAAUGCCAUUUCGUCUACUGUUACGUACGUCAUCUGCACAUCAGUAACUACCACGCUGGACCCAAGGCUCUAAUGUCAUUGAUUCGCCAACAAUUUUGGAUCAUCAACUCCAGGAAUUUGUGUCGCAGCAUUGUAAAUUCGUGCCCUCAAUGCAUUCGCUAUCGCCCAAAGUUGUUGCAACAAAUGAUGAGAAAUUUGCCUGUGGAACGACUCAACCCGUCAAGGCCCUUCGCAAGGUGUGCUGUCGAUUUUUGUGGUCCAGUCAACACCUACCUAAGAAUUAGAGGAAAGGUCCCCUACAAGACAUACAUCGCUAUAUUUGUUUGUCUCGCUACCAAAGCUGUCCAUAUUGAAGUGGUAUCCGACCUGUCAACAGAUGCCUUCAUUGCUGCCCUAAAACGGAUGAUUGGUCGUAGAGGUCUGCCCACAGAUAUAUUCUGUGAUAAUGCAACAAAUUUCGUUGGUGCAAACUCUAAGUUGGCUCAAUUAAAGUCGUUCCUUUUUGAGCCAAAAAAUUCAAAUUUUAUUACAAAUUAUUGCUCGAAUCAAUUUAUUAAUUUUCGAUUUAUUCCCCCUAGGGCACCACAUUUUGGCGGAUUGUGGGAGGCGGCCGUCAAAUCGGCCAAAGGUCACUUAACCAGAACCCUGGACAACACAAGGCUCACCUACGAAGAACUCGCAACGGCUAUGAUUGAGAUAGAGGCAGUUUUAAACUCGAGGCCCAUUUCGCCUCUAUCCUCAGAUCCCAGUGAUUUUGAAGCUCUUACACCAGGACACUUCUUGAUAGGCGCUCCCCUCCGUAGUUUGCCAGAACGUGAUGUCCCUACAAAUGAGAUUAACAAACUUGAAUAUUGGGCCCGAAUAAGCGCCAUCAAGCAACAAUUCUGGAAAAAGUGGUCCCAUGAUUAUAUAAAUGAGCUCCAGACUCGCAUCAAAUGGACUAGCACCAACUCUAAUAUUACCCCUGGUUCCCUAGUCAUCAUCAAAGAAGAUAAUUUACCCCCGCAGCGUUGGCUCAUGGGUAAAAUCAUCAACAUUGUUCGUGGAAGAGAUGAUCGUGUUCGAGUUGUCGACAUCAAAACUACAAAAGGAGUUAUACGUCGCCCUAUCCACAGACUGGCUCUUCUAUCUUCUUGAAAGUGUCCUUUCAAUGGGGCCGGAAUGUUAGGUCACCGUAUAAUAAUUACUAACAUUAUUAUUUUGUUUUGUUUAAAUUUUCCAUUUUUUAUUGUAUUUAAAUUUAUUCAUAUUUUUGG
Molecule: messenger RNA, 2222 nt
Organism: Lucilia sericata (common green bottle fly)
Lineage: Eukaryota; Metazoa; Arthropoda; Insecta; Diptera; Calliphoridae
Exons: 2
Coding region: 1-2103 (700 amino acids)
Biological process (GO): DNA integration
Molecular function (GO): nucleic acid binding
Source: RefSeq, a predicted model, not a curated record